GCAAGACCAUGAACCAGCAGUUAUUAUUAAACAUUAGUUACUCCUGCAUGUAGUAAAUGUUGUUAAAUUGAAUGCAACCUGGUCAUUUGUAAACGCUUUGUUUAGAAAUUGCCAUGGCGGUGUAUACGUGGGGGUUUGGUAAAGCUGGGCAGCUUGGAACCGGUACAACAAACACCUGUCACACUCCUCAACGAUUGACGAACAGAAAUGUCGCAGGCCAAGUAAGCUUCAGUCAAAUUUCAAGCGGUGGCUUGUACACAAGCUGCUUGAAAGAUGAUGGCCAGGUCCUCAGUUUCGGAUGUGGAAAGCAUGGUCGCCUUGGUUGUGGAAGUGAUGGAGAUCAGCUGUCUCCUUCACUUGUGAAAUUCCCACAAAAUACUAGAGUCAUUCAGGUGUCCUGUGGGUCGUGGCAUGGAGCAGCUGUCUCGGAGGACGGUCACCUGUUUAGCUGGGGGUACCCGAGAGCUUGUGGGGUAUCAGGUAUCAAUCAUGACCCCCAGGGAAUCCUAUCCCCUAUUCCCGUGCCCAAUUUUACCCCAGAUCGACUCAUUGGUGUCUCCUGCGGUCACAACUAUACUUUAGCGUGGACCGAGACUGGUCGGGCAUUCUCCUGGGGGUGCGGCCGACAUGGCGUGCUGGGGCACGGCACAGAGGAAGACUCCCAAACCCCGAAAGAAAUAGAGGCUCUGAGUGUCAAAGACGUAGUUUUCAUGGACGCAGGGUACGCUCAUUGCGGCGCAGUUACCAAAGACGGUGCCGUCUACAUGUUUGGCAAAGGCGCAGAUGGAGCUCUUGGCUUGGGGGAGAAAACACUCAACAAUAAACUCGUCCCUGCCGUAGUUAAUAGCCUCUCUGGUGUGGACGUGGUUGAAAUAAGCUGCAGCGUGGGGGAACAUCACGGCCACACCCUUGCCGUCACCAGGGAUGCGGAGGUAUUCUCGUGGGGGGAUGGGUAUAAGGGUAAACUGGGAACGGGGGACCAAGAACCACGGUUUGAACCAACGAAGGUCCUGCCGUCGUCUUUCCAGAACGAGGCAAUCGCGCAUGUGUCGUCGGGUGGGAUACACAGCUCAGCCGUCAGUGUGUCGGGGCGGGUGUUCACCUGGGGGUGUGGCAGUGAUGGUAGGUUAGGUCACCCCGAGGGCAAAGGUCACAGGUACCUGUUUCGCUCAGAUGUUCCCAAACCAGUGGAAUUCUUCAAGCCGAACCAACAUGUAAAAAUGGUGAAAUGUUCCUACUAUCACACAGUUGCUUUAGUUACAGAGGAAAAGUCUUCAGGUCGUCAUUGAUUGGUGUGUACAUGUUUUAUAGGGGCGCUGGGGUAGUCUUGUGGUACGCCGGAAGCCGGGGUUUGAUUCCAUACAUGGCUACGAUGUGUGAAGCCAGUUUCUGGUGUCAACCGGCGUGAUAUUGCCGGAAAUGUGCUAGCCGUAAAACCCAACUCACUCACACACUAACUCACACGUAUAAUGACGUAAUUAUCUAUUUUAGUUAGCCGUGUGGUAGUGUGUUUGGCUGCUUCUCGUCCACUGAGGUAUCAGUGAAACAUAUAGCCACAGUAUACGGACCCCUAGCUGACCCCUAGCUGACCAGUCGUCGUUAGCUGCAACAAGUACCACCUACAAUAUGUGUUGGUAUGGAGGUCGCUGGAAUAGAACCACCGCCAGCCGGGCUCUAUCCACUCGGCCAUGGAGGUGAGGAGGUGAAAUUGGGUUUAACGUCGUGCUUGAGACUAUUUCGCUCAUAUGACGACGUGCAUGCGUGUGUAUGUGUAUGUGCGGCUGCUUGUACU
Haliotis rubra (blacklip abalone) is the source of this 1792-nucleotide messenger RNA. Its product is annotated as ultraviolet-B receptor UVR8-like. The record is from RefSeq and is a predicted model, not a curated record. NCBI's taxonomy places the organism in Eukaryota, Metazoa, Mollusca, Gastropoda, Lepetellida, Haliotidae. The transcript has 2 exons. Bases 114 to 1289 code for a protein of 391 amino acids.